Protomyces lactucae-debilis is the source of this 564-nucleotide messenger RNA. Its product is annotated as NADH-ubiquinone oxidoreductase subunit. The transcript has 3 exons. The record is from RefSeq and is a predicted model, not a curated record. Lineage: Eukaryota; Fungi; Ascomycota; Taphrinomycetes; Taphrinales; Protomycetaceae. Gene Ontology annotation, biological process: mitochondrial electron transport, NADH to ubiquinone. The coding region runs from base 64 to 564 and encodes 166 amino acids.
CAGAACCACACACAACAUGGCGACAUACAGAGAAGCGCAGUUCAAUCAGAAGUAGUCUAGUCCAUGUACAAAGAACCAACUAACAACAGUGUGCUCAUUGACCCGACACCGAUGCCCAACAGCAUCCCUCACGUCGACGAAGUAGGCGCUUCCUCUGCUCCUCUCAAGUCGGUCUCCUUCUUCAUCGGUGCUAAAUGCGGUGCCUACAACGAUGAUUUCAUGCUCUGCAAGGCAGAAAACGCCGGCAAGGACGAAGCGCCGUGCCUGGCUGCCGGUAGAAAAGUCACCCGAUGCGCGAGCGGUGUAUUGGAACAAGUCCAAGCAUCGUGCAAGGAAGCGUUUGAAGCGCACUGGAAGUGUUUGGAUCAGCGAAAUCAGGAGUUUCACCAGUGUCGGCCGGCUGAGCAUGCGCUCAACAAGUGUGUCUUUCAAAAGAUGAACAUUCAAAAGGUGGUGCCUGGAACACGCGAGGGCAAUGAGCCAUGGGAUAAGAAGAAGCCCAUUUACAAGCCCUUUAAGGAAGACCCAGCGGGCCUCUACAUGCAAAAGAAGAUGGAUGCUUAG